GAAGAUAUCCUGUACGAGAGGCCCAAGCUCAAGGGGCCAAAUCCAAUCACGAAGGAGGUAACGAGACACGCGGCAAAUUCCCGGAUUUACAUGGCUGAUGGCACCUUCUUUCUUUACCAUUUCCCCCCUCCUUCUUCCCUUCCCCUUCUUCCCCAUUCCUAUUCCUUCCCCUUUCCUUCCCCUUUCCUUCCCCUUCUACUCUAUUCUUCUUUCUCCAACCCUUCCCUUCCCUCCCUCCCUUAUUAACACCCUCUUCUUACUUCUAUCUUAAUGGCUGAUAUUCAACCCCCCGACCCCCAGAUCAACGGCGCCCCUCCCCCUCUCGUUGUCUCCUCUGAAACCGUUGGAUCCAAACGCCAGCGAAGGCCCAGCGUCCGAUUGGGGGAUAUCGGCGGCGACCAACCCUACGAUUCCUACCCCCGCCGCACCAAUAAACCCUGGAAGUUUUCCUUGGAUAAUCGCAAGGACUCCUCCGCUGCCACUGCCAAGAACUCCAAAACUCGCCCUUUGACCAACUUCAGCUCGGCCGACGCCGAAGACAAAGAGAACAAUUUGGACACCGUUGCAAUUGGCAGUUGGAGAUUAAAGGAUUCCAAGCGGAGAGGCUCCGCCGCCACCAAGAGGGCCAGAACUAAUUGGGUAUCCUCCAAGCACGACGAAGGCGGCGGAGGUGGGGAAGCAGAUGAAAAGUAUAGCGCCGGCGAAGACGUGGAUGAGGGGUACCGGGAUUACGACAUUGAAAACUCGGAAAGUCCUCUAAAAGAGCAAAGUUCAAUGCAUUCGCUUGAGAAUUUGGCGAUGGAAGGUCAGGGGAAUGAUAGGGAGAUGCUUUAUCAGGGGAAUAGAAGAUCUAUAAGGUCUAGGGUUUCGGAGGGGAGAGACCACCAAGAGGGGCUCGAAUUUUCAGGGCCUUCAGAUACUGAUGCUAGGAAUUGGAAGUGCGGGACUAGCGGUGAUAGGAAUGGGAAUGGUGGGAGAGGGCUGUGUGGGGAAGAUGGGGUUAGAGUUUGGCUCAACGGCUUAGGGUUGGGUCGGUAUGCUCCAAUUUUUGAAAUUCACGAGGUGGACGAUGAGGUUUUGCCAAUGUUGACACUCGAGGAUCUCAAGGAUAUGGGAAUAAGUGCAGUUGGGUCGCGGAGAAAAAUGUACUGCGCAAUACAGAAGUUAGGGAAGGGAUUUUCAUGAGUUCUGAUCUCAAGAACAUGUAUCCAAAAUUUCAGACAUGGCAAUGUAAGCUGCUGCAUGCCUGAAUUAAUCUUUGAGCAUUUUUGCUGCUACAUUUUCUCGUAUCGGACACUGUAGGUUCUUUUGGCAGUCUUUCAUAUUUCUGAUUUUAGUAACUUACAUCUUCAUCUUCUUCUAUACUGCAAUUUUCCCCACAAAUCUUUUUUCAUAUCAUCGUGAAAUCUAUAUGGUGAAAUAAGAGUACCGAUAGUGCUUGCUACAAGAUACAAAAGAACCAAAAAUAAACCAUUUCUUGCCGCAUUCUGGGAUGCGGCUGAACUGAUUCCACUGCCUCUAAUAUAGCGUUUGACCAUUCUGAUUUCAUAGUAAUGUCUCUUGGUCUUACAUGGAAAGAUUCUGCAUUUUGUGUUCUCUUCAAAAUAGUACAACUACAUUAGUCAUCUGACCAAGUUUUUCCGCUCUGGGAACUGGAAGCUGAUGUGUAAUUGUGGUCUUAAAUGUGGUGGCUCCGCUCGUGGGUUUGUUUGCCAAGGAAUGCUAGUCCCCAAGGUAGUCUCCAUUUCCCAGAGAUACGAAGAAAUUAGUUGAGCUACAAUCUAUACUUCAUUUUGAAGAUUCAGGCCAGUUUUCAGUUUGCUGAAGAUUGAAACCCACUCCUUUGGGAAGAGAGUUUCAUUUCCCAAAUACAAAUUGUUGUAGUAACUAGAUGUUUGUUUGAGUUGUUGAAUCUUUUGAGUAUUUUUUUGGUAUGUAAACGCUGUGCGCGUCUUCCUCCCUCAUUCCCCCCAAAUUAGCAGAGGAGAGGGAAUGUGGCACUCCCAAAUUAAUCGAUCCCCUAAUUCAGCAUUUUGUUGGGAAUUGAAUUUGGCACUCUGUUAAUACAACUUGGUCUUAUUGUAUUUGGCAAAAUUAGCAGAGGAGAGUAUAAUUUGGCACUCUCUAAUUCAGAUUUUUAUCGUAUUUUGUUCUUUCAAA
This is a messenger RNA of Cucumis melo (muskmelon), 2160 nucleotides long. RefSeq lists its product as uncharacterized. The coding region runs from base 271 to 1185 and encodes 304 amino acids. NCBI's taxonomy places the organism in Eukaryota, Viridiplantae, Streptophyta, Magnoliopsida, Cucurbitales, Cucurbitaceae. The transcript has a single exon. The record is from RefSeq and is a predicted model, not a curated record. Gene Ontology annotation, molecular function: protein binding.